This is a messenger RNA of Cercopithifilaria johnstoni, 519 nucleotides long. NCBI's taxonomy places the organism in Eukaryota, Metazoa, Nematoda, Chromadorea, Rhabditida, Onchocercidae. The record is from the annotation of a GenBank genome assembly.
AUGGUCUUAAUCAGCAUGACAAGGACUCCACUUCGAAAUAUUGAGAGCACCAUUAAGCUUGAAAGGUUCAUAUCGGCAUCAUGUUCACUUCAAAAGAACACCGCUGGGAAGUAUAGGACGACAAGUGGACGAAAGCAGAUGCUUACAUACGAAAUGGCUCACCGACCUCAUCAUAUUGGAGUUAAAAAAUCAUGGUUAACAUGGCAUUCGCAAAAUCUGGAAACGUUUCGACAGCGUCAACCUGUCGUGAUAGCACAAGAUGAUAUCAUUUGUCGUUUCGUGCGCGGUUUUUUCCCAGACUACAUAACCGUUGAUGGAAGUGAACUGGUUAUCAAACGGCAAGGAAACUGUGUUCGUGUAGCAGGAUUCUUCCAUUACCGGAACAGACUGAAUAUACGUGAAAUAUACUGGAUGUUUGGAUUUACUGAAGAAUUUCUUUCAAUUCUGCUCAAACAACCGGUGAAGUUGGAGAUUCAAUUCGUAGCCGACGAAAAAGAUUUAGCUUAUAACUAUAUAUGA